Molecule: messenger RNA, 1716 nt
Organism: Mesorhabditis belari
Lineage: Eukaryota; Metazoa; Nematoda; Chromadorea; Rhabditida; Rhabditidae
Source: the annotation of a GenBank genome assembly
AUGAUCGCCUCCAGUUCAACAGCAAAUGAAACCCCAACAGACAGUCCAUAUCCAACUAUUGACAAAGCACCAAGAGCUAUCUUCAAAAUUGGAUCACUUGAUGAGCCAGCACCAAUAAAUCAACAGCCAACUUCAAGACCUCCUCUACAGUCACAACCAUCAUGUGCCAGAUCGGAGGCUGGAGAUCUCGCUGAACCCACCGCUUUAUUCCCUUCAAUGAGAUUAGUGUUAGCAGCUCUUCUCUGUUGUUGUUACAUGGCUCUAGCAAUCAGCACAUCGAAUAUCUCUGUGGGCAUUAUUUGUAUGAGUUCAUGUCCACUUCACCCAGGACUUGGUGGAACACUUGAUUGGAGACCGUCACAAGAAGGCUAUGUGUUAGCUGCUCAAAAUGCUGGCAAUUUGUUGAUGCUUUUGACGGGAAUGUGGGCAGAUCGAUUGAAUGGGAAAUGGAUGGUGAUGGCGAGUUUGGUUCUUUGUGUAUCAGCAAAUGCCAUUCUUCCAAUGGUUUCUCCGGUUUCUCUUUGGCUGACCGUUUUGUGUCGAAUGGCUGUUGGAGCUGCUGAUGCCUGUUUGAUACCCGCUGCUACUUCACUUAUUACUAGGUGGUUUCCUCAGGCAGAACGAUCGGCGGCUAUUGGAAUCAUUUCCGGAGGAAGACAACUUGGCAGCCUUUUCAUUUUGCCGGCUGCUGGCUGGUUGUGCACUCAAAGAAUUGCCGGAGGAUGGCCGGCUAUUUUCUAUCUUUCUGCUUUGGUGUCAUUGAUGGUUGUCUUUUUCUGGUUACCAUUUGGAGCGGAUAAGCCAAGCAAACAAUGUUGCAUUUCGGAAAAGGAAAGACUUUUUGUUGAAAGCAGAAUUGCCUGUGAAUCGAUCGGAAAGCGAACGGAUCGAGGACGACGAGUUCCCUAUCGGGCAAUGUUGAGAAGCUCUCCAUUAUGGGCAGCGGCUUUUGCAAUGGUUUGCCAUGAAUAUCCACUUGUCAUCAUGCUUCAGUUUCUUCCCAAUUAUCUUCGAGAUGUUCUCGAGUUUCAACCCACAGAGAAUGGACUCAUUUCAGCUCUUCCUAUGUUGUGCUUAUUCUUAUCAAAAACAUUAUCUUCGUCUUUGUCAUCAUGGCUGAUCGUUCGAAAGGAAUAUGAUAAGACAAGAGUUUGCAAGGUAUUCAACGGAAUUGCCUCAGCUGGUCUCUCCAUAUGCAUCGGCAUUGUUCCAUUCUUCGAUAAAGAUCACGCGACACUUGCCGUGAUUUGUCUCUGCGGGGCAAUGUUCAGUGCCGGAAUGCACACCCCAGGUGUACAGACAGCACUUGUACAAUUAGCCCCUCCUUUCUCUGGCAUUAUCACUGGAUGGACAUUCUUUGCUGUAGCAUGGUUUGGAAUUGGGAACAAGAUUCUUACAAAAAAGAUUGUCCAACAAGGGUCAGCCACAGAAUGGGCGAUCGUUUUCCACGUGGCUUCUUUGGUGGCUGCUCUGCCCGUGAUUUUCUUCUCUAUUUGGGGCUCAGCUGAUCGACAGAUUUGGGCUUCUCCUUCCUCAAAAUUAUCAGUGGCUUCAAUGUACAUGCCAAAUCGAAUCGCUUCACUCAACACACAAAUGACACGGGAGGGAAGUCAGAGUUCGUGGAGUCUUCCGAAGCGGCCCACUCCACCACCGAUUCGCAAAAUCUCAACUCUUGCCCCUUUCGACUCCAAUACAUCGAUUCAAAAAUCGGAAAGA